AUGCCGCCCAGCCCCGAGUGCACGCAGCCUGAAACGCGACCAGAUGAUCUGAUCAUGUCAAAAAGCCAAAGUUCUGGUAAAUCCGGACUGAAGGAGGGAGAAGUAAGGUGGGAAGCAGGUAAUUCCCUUCUCCUCGCCCUGAAGCAGUAUGGAGGCCAGGGCCCAGAGUGGGCCUGCGGGAGGCAGCCGCCUCGGAGGAAUAAAGAACGUAUAGUUUGCAACGGUGCUCUGGAGCUUGUUGAUCUCCUGUUGUUUAGUUCUGCUGAAGAUGUUUUCUCCCACUGCAAAACAGAGCACCAGUUUAAUCUUUGCGAUGUAAUCAAGAAACAUGGACUUGAUUUUUAUGGCUACAUUAAACUAAUAAACUUCGUUAGAUUAAAGAAACCAACAGCAGCGUAUUUGAGUUCUCUCAGCAGCCCACUGCCUUGGGAAGGAGAGGAGUAUUUGAAACCAGAGCUAGAAGAUGAUCUUCUACUUCAGUUUGAUAUAGAAGAUCUUUGUGAACCUGCAAAUGUUGUGCCUUCUAAUGGUUUAAAUGAUACCAUGGUGCUCCUUGAACAAUUAAAACAUGCAGAACACAGAGCAAGACUUGCAGAAGCAUCCUUGGCCAGAGCACAAGAUGAUCUUCAAAAAAUGAAACAAUUUGCACAGGAUUUUGUGAUGAAUGCAGAUGUCAGGAGCAGCUCGUCAUCCAGCGCCAUUGCAGACCUUCAGGAGGAUGAGGAUGGUGUUUACUUCAGCUCCUAUGGGCAUUAUGGGAUACAUGAAGAGAUGCUAAAGGAUAAAGUGCGUACAGAAAGCUAUCGUGACUUCAUCUAUCAAAACCCACAUAUCUUCAAGGACAAGGUGGUUUUGGAUGUUGGCUGUGGAACUGGAAUACUCUCCAUGUUUGCUGCCAAAGCAGGUGCGAAGAAAGUGAUUGGAGUCGACCAGUCUGAAAUCAUCUAUCAGGCCAUGGACAUCAUCAGAUUAAAUAAACUUGAAAAUAUCAUUACAUUAGUCAAAGGAAGAAUCGAAGAAGUAGAUCUGCCUUUGGAAAAAGUGGAUGUAAUUAUAUCUGAAUGGAUGGGUUAUUUUCUUCUCUUUGAGUCAAUGCUGGAUUCCGUCAUCUAUGCAAAGGACAAGUACCUGGCAGAGGGAGGCUCAGUUUAUCCUGACAUUUGCACCAUUAGUCUAGUAGCUGUGGGGGACAUGAAUAAACAUGCGGACAAGCUACUUUUCUGGGAAGACGUGUAUGGCUUUGACAUGUCUUGCAUGAAGAAGGCCGUAAUUCCAGAAGCUGUUGUGGAGAUGCUGGAUCCAAACACGCUGAUAUCUACAGCCAGUGUCAUUAAGCGCAUUGACUGUAACACCGCAUCUACUCCAGACUUAGAAUUCUCUUCAGAUUUCACCCUGACUGUUACAACAAGUGCAAAGUGUACGGCAGUUGCUGGUUAUUUUGAUAUAUUUUUUGAGAAGAACUGUCACAAUAAGGUCUUGUUUUCAACUGGUCCCCAGUGUACCAAAACGCACUGGAAACAGACAGUUUUUCUCCUGGAGAAACCAUUUUCUGUAGAAGCAGGAGAGGCCCUGAGAGGAAAGAUAACAGUCCGCAAAAACAGAAAGGAUCCACGGUCGCUCUUCAUAACCCUUUCAGUGAAGGACACGCAGCAGACCUACAGCCUUCAGUGA
Messenger RNA from Charadrius vociferus (killdeer), 1671 nucleotides. It is a transcript of the gene PRMT3, whose product is annotated as protein arginine methyltransferase 3. Bases 1 to 1671 code for a protein of 556 amino acids. Gene Ontology annotation, biological process: peptidyl-arginine methylation. Gene Ontology annotation, cellular component: nucleus. Gene Ontology annotation, molecular function: protein-arginine N-methyltransferase activity. Lineage: Eukaryota; Metazoa; Chordata; Aves; Charadriiformes; Charadriidae. The transcript has 16 exons. The record is from RefSeq and is a predicted model, not a curated record.